This is a messenger RNA of Stylophora pistillata, 2039 nucleotides long. RefSeq lists its product as uncharacterized. The record is from RefSeq and is a predicted model, not a curated record. Lineage: Eukaryota; Metazoa; Cnidaria; Anthozoa; Scleractinia; Pocilloporidae.
GCCGCUGUUUCUGAACGGUCGCAAUGAUUCCACAUGGCCUCGAAUCUUCGAAACUAGGAGAUCGUGUGUUAAAAAUUUGAAAUUGUUUACGAUGCUCUGAUCUUGCACGCCAAACUAGUGCUCUCGAAAUUUUUUUAGGGAUAGGAAAAAUAGAAUGCCGUCUUCUCAGAAAGACUUGAGAUCUCAGUGUCCUGUCGGCUUUGAAGCUGUGAAUUUAGAUGAUUCCAACAAAUGUCCAGGGCUGGAAGAUGUUGUAUCUGAUCAUGACCACUCUUCCCUCUGGCUCAUGAGAGUACCCUAUGAUUUUAACUUGGAAAGUCUAACAGGCCAGACCGUUAUUUUGAAUGGGUCACAAGCUUUAUCUCCUGAUAUCACACAGGGUAGAGAAAAAAGGUAUGAAAUGCAUUCAAGAGCAGGAAGCACUGCUGAGCUGUCUUCUUUUACUGUCUUGCUACCAUCCUCAAAGCAGAAAUCCUUUUGUUCAGCCGGAACAUUCAGUGGACAGAUGAGUGUCAUUCAGUCUGGGGUUGUUCCUCUGUCCACCAACCAAGAAGUCCUAGGAUCUCCUAAGAAAAGUUCACCAAAGAAAACAAAGCGAACAUCGAGCAACGUCGCAGACGACGUAGUAUCAAGUUCAUCUGCGAAGAAAAAGACGAAUAGAGAGCGAAACGAGAUUACCGAAGAGAUUGUUCUUGAAUCACCAAAACAUAUAAAGGAUAAACGGGAAGCUGUAAAGGCAGAAACACUAAGUGAAGAUAGUGAUAAAAAUAAGAAAUACUAUUCUCCAAGUAAGAAAAAGAAUAAGGAUGGACAUAAAGUUGUUCUCACCCAGUUUGGAUUUGAACCAAAGGCAGAGAGAAUAGCAAAUGGCGAGCAGUAUUCAGUACAAUCGCCGAGGAAACGAAAGACAGAGGUUCUCGAGGAACAGGGAAACAGUGAAGAUUCUUUAUUGAAGUCAAAUAAGAAAAAGAGGAAACACAAAUCCAGUGACUCAGGAAGCCCGGGAUCUGCUGUGCUUGAGGAAACUCUUCCACGUUCCAUGUCACAUCAAGAUAGUUCCAUAGAGGUGAAGAAUGUGGGUUCCAACACGCCCAUUAAGGAUAAAAGUGGGCAUGAAUCUGAACCCGAAAAAUCACGGAAGAAGAAGAAGAAGAAUUUAAAAAUGAAAACAUUAUGAUUUAAGAUGACAGAGGUUUGCGAGCAAUGACAACAAAUCAAAUACUUACUGUCUGCUUUCAGCCGUUUCGUUUCCAAAGUGAUAUUAAUUUACAGUGGCAAUGAACAGCUUUUCUUUUUCCGGCGUUGUUGGAAGGGCUGUAGCAAAAUUAACAAAAGUGGUGUUCAGUUCAGCCGUUUGAUGUUGCGGUAAUUAUUAGCUGUAAUUAGGGAGUUUAAGAAACCCUCGGUGGCAACGACAACAGAAAAGUCAUCAAACAAGAUUUAAUGAGCAAAACAAUGGCUGUGUACUUGUGUUACAAAUUUUGGUAAAUUUCUUUGCGUCCUCUGCAAACCAACGACGUGAAAUGAUCAAACUUUGCGUUAUCUGGAGAACGUGAACAACGAUGACUAUAUUUUUUUUUUUACAUUUCUAUCUCUAAGUUAAUGCUGCGUUCCAGGUCCAGUUUCGAAAAAAUUUUGAUGGUGAGAAACAAACUUAACGACUUUAGAGUAUCGCGAGACUCGUUGGUAAAAUAUAAGUUCAUUUUUUAACCGAGGUUGUGUACGGCGUCGCCGUCCUCAUUUCUUAAACUCCCCACUAAAGGGAUUGCCGAAGAGAAGCCUCAAAAGAACCGGGCUACAGCGGUAUUCAAACCUGUGCCCCCAGAUAGUAGUCAGGUGCUUAACUGAGCUACCAAGCCUGAUGUUGGAAGCGAGACUUUGAAUUGUGACUGGGCAACAUAAAGUAAGAGCCUAGUUAGUUCUGUUUACCGGUACUCACCGAUCACUGAAGUAACUUGUAGCCAUUAUAAACUGAUACGUUGUAGUCACAUGUUAUUUGAACAAAGUAAUAAAAAAAGCUUUCGGAUUAUUCGUUGAAA